Molecule: messenger RNA, 1565 nt
Organism: Xyrauchen texanus (razorback sucker)
Lineage: Eukaryota; Metazoa; Chordata; Actinopteri; Cypriniformes; Catostomidae
Gene: hrh3
Product: histamine receptor H3
Exons: 3
Coding region: 10-1428 (472 amino acids)
Biological process (GO): adenylate cyclase-activating adrenergic receptor signaling pathway
Cellular component (GO): membrane
Molecular function (GO): histamine receptor activity
Source: RefSeq, a predicted model, not a curated record
AGCAACACCAUGCAGUCUUUAUUUUCCGUCGCACACACUCCAGGGAUACCUACAGCUGUUUCAUUAAUGUGGAAAUCAGGAAAUCCUCAGUCGUCCAACUGGACCGUGUUGGAGAGAGAAAAUGGGACGCCAGUCGGUGACUUGGACACAUUUGGUAACCGGCGCGCACAGUAUGGCCAGUUUUCUUCGUCCACCUCUAUAUUCCUGACUGUGCUCAUGACGCUGCUGGUGUUCGCCACGGUUCUCGGGAACGCGCUUGUCAUUUUAGCUUUUGUGGUUGAGAAAAGUUUACGUACACAAGGCAACUUUUUCUUUUUAAAUUUGGCCAUUGCUGACUUUCUUGUCGGUGGGUUUUGUAUCCCCGUGUAUAUCCCAUAUGUCCUGACGGGUGAGUGGAGACUGGGCAGAGGUCUGUGUAAACUGUGGCUAGUGGUGGAUUAUAUGUUGUGCACCGCCUCAGUGUUCAACAUCGUGCUCAUCAGUUUCGACAGGUUUCAAUCAGUCACUAAAGCGGUGAGUUACCACUGCCAAAAAGGGAUCACUAGGGAGGCUGUUUUGAAGAUGCUCUACGUGUGGCUGGCAGCUUUUCUUCUUUAUGGUCCAGCUAUUAUCAUUUGGGAACACAUCGCUGGAGGAAGCAUAGUGCCAGAUGGAGAGUGCUAUGCCGAGUUCUAUUUCAACUGGUAUUUUCUUAUGACUGCCUCUGCUGUUGAGUUCUUCACUCCUUUUAUAAGUGUCACAUAUUUUAAUCUCAGCAUUUACAUAAACAUACGCAACAGAUGUGCUGUGAGGGAAGAACAGCCAUCUUAUAUUCGACUCAGGAGUUUUAAGAUGAGGCCGCUUGGAGCUGGUGAUGUGCAGCGUGUGUUUUAUGUAAGGCCUGUCGAGGAAAGUGGGGUUAGAGUGUUACACUCCAGGUCUCGGUGUUGCCAGUUAGCUUCGACAGCAAAGGUGUCCACCACCGAGUUUGGCAAUGGCAGACAGACUAAACGAAGAGACAGCACAAUUGCGGACCUGCCUCCUCUGCAGGUUGGAGACAGGCUCCUGACAUCUACCGAGGCGCAGUUUCAUUACGUGGAUCACUCGUCCGGAUCACAUAGACACCGUCCAGAUAUGGUUGGCAGUCUGGCCAGCCGCUUUCGCCUAUCUAGAGAUAAAAAAGUUGCAAAGUCUCUAGCUGUGAUAGUUUGUGUAUUUGGGCUUUGUUGGGCACCCUACACCCUAUUGAUGAUCAUUCGGGCAGCAUGUCAUGGUCAGUGUGUCCAGCACUACCUUUAUGAGAUCUCGUUUUGGCUGCUGUGGAUCAAUUCAUCUAUCAAUCCAGUCUUGUAUCCUCUGUGUCACAGCAGCUUUAAAAGAGCCUUCAGCAAACUACUGUGUCCAACCAAGACAAAAAUACAACCUCAGAACAUGGACCAGAAGUACUAAACUUCUUUACUAAAAAUGGAUUCAAAUAAUUUCAAAUGGGGCAAGACUUUUAUAAUGUGCUUGCACAGGAACUCUAAUCAUUUGCUUUGCUUAUAUUGUUUGAACCAUGCUUUUUAUGUACUUAUUCAGAGUCUCAC